This is a messenger RNA of Amphibalanus amphitrite, 2996 nucleotides long. Its product is annotated as organic cation transporter protein-like. Gene Ontology annotation, molecular function: transmembrane transporter activity. The transcript has 12 exons. Gene Ontology annotation, biological process: transmembrane transport. The record is from RefSeq and is a predicted model, not a curated record. Gene Ontology annotation, cellular component: membrane. NCBI's taxonomy places the organism in Eukaryota, Metazoa, Arthropoda, Thecostraca, Balanomorpha, Balanidae. The coding region runs from base 622 to 2271 and encodes 549 amino acids.
CGGAGCGGCUGGCCGUGGUCGCCUGACUGACCCGUGCUGUGGUGGACGGAGCAGUCGGCCGUGGUCACCUGACUGACCUGUGCUGUGGUGGACGGAGCGGCUGGCCGUGGUCACCUGACUGACCUGUGCUGUGGUGGACGGAGCGGCUGGCCGUGGUCGCCUGACUGACCUGUGCUGUGGUGGACGGAGCGGCUGGCCGUGGUCGCUGACUGACCUGUGCUGUGGUGGACGGAGCAGUCGGCCGUGGUCACCUGACUGACCUGUGCUGUGGUGGACGGAGCGGCUGGCCGUGGUCACCUGACUGACCUGUGCUGUGGUGGACGGAGCGGCUGGCCGUGGUCGCUGACUGACCUGUGCUGUGGUGGACGGAGCGGCUGGCCGUGGUCGCUGACUGACCUGUGAAGCAACCAACGGCGAGUGUGAUCUGGGUCGUGGACUCUGGGAGCGCAGCCGGAGACGGCGGUCCGCAGCCGGAGACGGAGCCGGAGCCGGAGACCCGGCCGCCACGGACCCAGCCGAGCGACGGAGGCAGAGGCAGAGGCAGAGGCCAACAGCAGGUCGGCCGCUCCGCCGUCUGCCACUCUCAGCGCGCCGCUCCGUCUGUCUGUUCAGCUCGGGACCAUGACGGCGGCCGGCGGCGGCGGCGACGACCCGGUGCUGGCCGCGAUGGGGACCGUGGGCAGGUGGCAGGCGUGCCAGUCGCUGCUGCUGUCGCUGGUGGGCGUGGUCUGCGGCUGGCAGGUGCUGGUGAUCGCCUUCCUGGCGCCGCCCACCGCCCACUGGUGCGCGCCACCCUCGCCGCACUGGGACGACCAACAGUGGCGGCGCGAGGGCAUCCCCAACCCGGCCGAGAGCGCAGCCUGGGGAUGUCGAUCGUACGUCGCCGACACAAACUCGACGUCUGUGCGCAUCCUGGACAGAAACCGCACAGUGCCGUGCCGCCGGUGGACGUACAACACCUCCGAGUACACCAACAAUGUCGUCAUUGAGUGGGACCUGGUGUGCGAUCGCCGCUGGCUGCAGAUGUUCGCUCAGGCCAUCUACAUGGUCGGCAUCGGCUGCGGCGUCCUCUUCUGGGGCGUGUUCGCCGACAGGUACGGCCGUCGGCCGACGCUGCUGCUCUGUGUGAUGCUGGCCUGUCUCUCCGGGAACGGCUGCGCUGCCGUCAACAGCGUGCAGCUGUUCCUCGUCUUCCGCUUCAUGAUCGCCUUCUGCGGCAUAGGCGCCUACUGCGCCUGCUUCGUCACCUGUAUGGAGAUGCUCGGGGACUGGUGGCGCGUCGUGGUCGGUAUCGCCUUCUGCAUGCCCAUGUCGCUGGGCUAUAUGACGCUGGCGGUGCUGGCCUACUUUGUGCGCCACUGGAGGGCGCUCCAGGUCGCCGUGUCGCUGCCCGGCAUCCUCUACAUGGCUUACUACUGGGUUGUUCCCGAGUCGCCGCGGUGGCUGCUGUCGCGCGGCAGAGUGAACGAGGCCGUCACCAUCAUGAAGAGGGCCCGCCUGUAUAACAAAAUGCCAGUCCUGGAUAACCUGCUCACUACUCAGGGCCGCGCCGAGCCGGGCGAGGCGACUCCCGCCGGCUGCCGGCCGCUGGCCGCCGACGGACGCAUGCUGGCGCUGGUCGGCUGCCUCUUCGUCUGCUGGCUCGUCAACAGCAUGGUGUUCUACGGCAUCCUGCUCAACACGGGCGACUUCGGAGACAACAUCUACAUGAACGCCUUCCUUGGAGGAGCGGUGGAGAUUCCGGCGUACGCCGCCUGCAUCUACGCCAUCCUGCGCCUGGGCCGGCGGCGUCCGAUCGCGCUGGCCAUGACCGUCGCCGGCCUCAGCUGCCUGCUGACGCUCGCCUUCGACCCAGCGGCGUGGCAGCGCGGCUGGCCGGUGGUCUGUCUGGGCCUGCUCGGCCGGUUCGGCAUCACGGCCUCGUUCGGAGCCAUCUACGUGUACUCGGCCGAGCUGUUCCCCACGGCGCUGCGCAACACGGGCCUGGCCGUCUGCUCAGUCGGCUCGCGCUUCGGAGGCAUCCUGGCGCCAAUGCUGCAGCUGCUGAGGGACGAUGUGCACCCGUCUCUGCCGGUGGUGGUGUACGGCCUGUCGGCGGUCGGCUCCGGGCUCUCGGUGCUGCUGCUGCCCGAGACGGCCGGCCGGCCGCUGCCGGAGACCGUGGCGGACGUGUUCGGCGACACACGCAGGUCUGAGACUCACGACACAACAGCUGAGCAGCAGCCCCUGGACGGCCCAGGUAUAGGUCACCCGGAGCGGGCGCCGGCGUGAGGACAUCCAGCCGGUACAGGUCACUGUACCAGCCCACCCGGUCUCCUGGUACCGGCCGGUACAGGUCACCUGAACGGACAACGGCCGGUACAGACGACUGUACCGCCCGGUCUCCUGGGGCCGACCGCUACAGACGACUGUACCGCCCGGUCUCCUGGGGCCGGCCGGUACGAGUCACUGUACCACUCGGUUUCCUGGUACCUGCUGGUACAGGUGACUGUACCGCCCGAUCACCUGGGCUGACCGGUUCAGGUCACCUGAACGGAAGCCGGCCGGACAUUCAUGCCAAACAGGAAGGUGUGUUUUUGUAACCGAUUGUGACCGAUGGCGGGAAAGUGGCAGCCGUCUGUUCAGGCCGGAACGUCCAGCUCAACACACUGUAGACGCCGUGACGUAUGCCUGCAAUAUAAGCAAUGCAACCUGGUUACUCAGGCGAGCUUAAUUAGGGUUGUUGGUUAUCAAAGUAGGUCUGUUAAAAAUGUCGUAUAGCUAUGUUGAAUAUUCAAGAAAUAUGCUACCUACGAUACGCAAAUGUUUUAUUGUGUGUGACAAAAAAAAAAUAUAUUGGUACUUUCUUUGUGCUAAUGAUAUUUCUUGAAAACUUUUUAUCCGUGAUUGAUUUCAGAAUGCAUUUGCAUGCAUACCGUUCGGUGGAACAGCGCAAACAUGUAAAGUGACCGAAUGCGAAUAAACAAUAUGUGUGGUGGUAUGCACACUUUUACCAG